AUGAUUCGCCGUGUUCUGUUAUGUUUUAGUUUGUUCGUUGUGUUUUCCAGCAUAGAAACACGCAAACCAGUUGUUUGCUACUACGCCUCAUGGGCAACAUAUCGCCCAGGAAGGGGGCAAUUCAAUGUGGAACACAUCGAUCCUUUCCUUUGCACCCAUCUGAUGUACGCGUUCUUCGGUGUGGAUCAUACCGGAGCGGUAACGGUGCUCGAUCCAUGGCUCGAUCUGGAGACUAAUGGUGGUCGUGGAAACAUUCGUCGCUUUAAUGAGCUACGCCAACAGAAUCCUCAACUCAAGACACUGGCAGCAAUCGGUGGUGCAACUGUUGCGCCCACGUUGUUUUCGCAGAUUGCCGCGAAUGCUGCUACGCGUGGUGCCUUUGCUCGAAAUGCACGAGAUUUAUGUCUAACUCAUGGAUUCGACGGUGUGGAUGUUGGUUGGGAGUUUCCAGGUAUACACGAAGGCGAUACGACUAAUGAUAAGGCGAACUUUGUGCUGCUGUUAUCAGAAUUAGCUGCAGAGCUUCGCUCUCAUGGCUUGCUUCUAACCGGUGCUCUAGCUGCAAGUGAAACAAUUGCAUCCAUUUCAUACGAUAUUGCCCGCAUUGUCCCACAUUUGGAUUUCAUCAAUCUCAUGGCAUACGACUAUAACGGAGCGUGGAACAAUUUUACUGGUCACAAUGCACCACUGUUUGCUGGACCUUCGGAUCAGAAUGAUUUUCAACGAAUGCUUAACGUGGAUCACAGCAUCAACUAUUGGGUAGGCCAGGGAGCUCCACUCUCAAAACUAGUGCUGGGUGUUCCAGCGUAUGGACGUACCUUCACGCUGACGAAUUCGGCUUCCAAUGGAUUACGGGCACCAUCGGACGGACCCGGUUUACCUGGUCCGUACACACUUCAGUCCGGUUACAUGGCAUACCAUGAGGCAUGUGUCCAUUUCCUUCCUGGAUCCAGCUGGCAACGUGUGUGGGAAGCAGUACAACGCAUUCCAUAUGGUUUCCUGGACAGGCAAUGGAUAGGAUACGACGAUCGAGAAAGUAUAUUGGAAAAAUGUAACUACGCUAACAAUCGUAAUCUUGCUGGUAUGAUGAUGUGGUCAAUCGAUAUGGAUGAUUUUCGCGGGUACUGUGGAAGUCAGUUUAAUUUACUUAGAGCUCUCAAUGAUUGUUUGACGUAAAUUUGACGUAUUCAAAUAA
Messenger RNA from Anopheles maculipalpis, 1195 nucleotides. RefSeq names its product chitinase-3-like protein 1. Lineage: Eukaryota; Metazoa; Arthropoda; Insecta; Diptera; Culicidae. The coding region runs from base 1 to 1176 and encodes 391 amino acids. Gene Ontology annotation, cellular component: extracellular region. Gene Ontology annotation, molecular function: chitinase activity; chitin binding. Gene Ontology annotation, biological process: chitin catabolic process; carbohydrate metabolic process. The record is from RefSeq and is a predicted model, not a curated record. The transcript is spliced from 2 exons.